Molecule: messenger RNA, 1205 nt
Organism: Coniophora puteana RWD-64-598 SS2
Lineage: Eukaryota; Fungi; Basidiomycota; Agaricomycetes; Boletales; Coniophoraceae
Exons: 7
Coding region: 105-1091 (328 amino acids)
Biological process (GO): exonucleolytic trimming to generate mature 3'-end of 5.8S rRNA from tricistronic rRNA transcript (SSU-rRNA, 5.8S rRNA, LSU-rRNA)
Molecular function (GO): 3'-5'-RNA exonuclease activity; nucleic acid binding
Source: RefSeq, a predicted model, not a curated record
CGCUCAUUGCCAACGACAACUUGCAGGCGACUUUGACACCGUCGGAUAGGCUUCAUUCACGCCAGUAAGCUACUGGCAGCGCGUAGCGAACCUCUACCAAAACCAUGCCCAUGCCGUCUCUCUAUUACGACUGGCUUUCCAGCGAUACUGCCCCUAUCGAUCUCUAUUGGCAGGCCGGCGCCCUUUUACUCUUUCUCACUCUAACCUAUCGAUUUCUCUCGUCCUGGGUUCAGACUGCUCCCACCGUUUCUCACACACCCUCAGUGCAAUCAACGCCUCAGCCAGAUAAAGAGGAAACAACCUCGACAAACCCCGCAAUCGACUCUCGUGUGAAGCAGCCCUAUGACGUCUUUCUGGUCCUUGACGUUGAAGCAACAUGCAAGCAGGGCUCAAACUUUGAAUGGCCCAAUGAAAUCAUAGAAUGGCCCGUGUGCGUAAUGAAGUGGAAAGACAAAUCUCCCAGCGGAAAGGCGAGGGAACUCUCCGUUGUAGAUGAGUUCCGCAGCUUCGUCCAACCCACAUGGAGACCCCAGUUAUCUCAAUUCUGCACCGAUCUUACGGGCAUCACACAGGAUCAAAUUAAAGAUGCACCAACGUUCCCUCGCGUUCUCAAGCAUUUCUCUAAAUUCCUCGCAGAACACGGUCUGAUCGACCCUAAAAAUGGAAGACCGGUUGCGCGAUUCUGCUGGUGCUCGGACGGACCAUUUGACAUCCGUGACUUUGUAGUGAAGCAAUGUUUCAUUUCCAAGAUACCGAUGCCGAUCUGGUUGAAAGGAGAUGUUAUGGAUGUAAGACGUGUGGUGUCGAUGGUCGCACAACCGCAUGAAGGAUCCUACAAAAGAAAUACAAGGCACUCAGCAAACGUGAACUACUUUCCUUUUAACAUCUCACAACAGCUUCGAGUUCUCGGACUACCAGCAUUUCAGGGCCGCCUCCACAGUGGGAUUGAUGAUUCUCGGAACCUUGCGCGGAUAAUUGCCGAACUCGCCCGACGAGACAUUCGUUUAGAACCGAACACACACAUCAAUCCCCGGAAGCGCUGGCCAUGGAUGGGAAAACCCGGACAAGUAUUGGAAGCUCACCUAGACUAGACACCUUGGCGAGCGCCUUGCCUUACCAUCCUGCAUAUGAUACCACUAAUCUCAAAAGAACUGGGUUUCAUUACGUUAGGUGGUACAAGAUAUCUACAUAAAUUGCUAUGAAAU